Molecule: messenger RNA, 5633 nt
Organism: Dacryopinax primogenitus
Lineage: Eukaryota; Fungi; Basidiomycota; Dacrymycetes; Dacrymycetales; Dacrymycetaceae
Exons: 5
Coding region: 1-4767 (1588 amino acids)
Biological process (GO): phosphorelay signal transduction system
Source: RefSeq, a predicted model, not a curated record
AUGCCGUACCCCCCUCCCGCUGUCCUCUCCGACUCACCACCACCAGGUACUUCAUCAGACAUCGACGACCCCUCAGGCCUAUCCCUCACUCACCCAGAACUCGACCCCUACGCGCCUUACUCCAGUUCAGACGAGCCUUCAGAAGAGGAACGGCCGACCCCGGAAGAGGAGUAUGGAGAGGGAGAAGUAGACCCCGACGCGUUGGAAGAGCAUCUUGCCGUUCUCAGAUCGUAUGAUGCUGCUAGCACGCAUAUCCCGCUCUUGGCACGCGCCGACUCGCUCAGCAGUGCAGGGACGCUUCCUGCACCGUUGACACUGCCCUACACCCACGAGCAGGGACCGACCAGCGCCCCUGCUGAACGACCCGUGCUGCCCAGGAUGACAAGAGCGUUCAGCAUGCCCCUACCUGAGCAGCUGCGGCAUUUGAGGCAUCCGCUCCCAGGUGCAGGGAGUAUGACUUGGGACCCUACCAGUCCUACCACUACUGCCAACGGCGGCCUCUUCUCCCCAACAAGCGACUCCCCCACCGCUUUCUCCUCUAAUGCAUCCUUCCCCCCUUCCCCCCUGCCGGUACCAGACUACCUCCACCUCCUCUCGCUCGAACUGGCCGACACGAUCCAGCCUAUAAUCCAGACGCUGCUCCAGCUCACCCCGCCGCACAUCCUCGACCCUGCGAAAGAACAGUUCUCGGCGUGCACGGUCGGCAUCCCUACGGCUAGCGUAUCGGGGCUGCUGAUGGCGAUGAAGGGGUUGAACUACCUUUCGGGGAGACUGGCGAGGGAGGGGAUACCUGCUCCUGCCUCUGUGCUCGGGUAUGACACUGCUUCCAGCUCCAGUACCGGCACUAGCAGCACCAGCAUCACUACUUCCAACUCUACUACUACCAAUUCACGAGCUUCGCCUAGGGACACACCCCCCGAACAAGACGAAACCUUCGACAUUGGCGAACUGCUCCAGUCUAUCGGGGACACACUCGCCGGGCUAGCGGCAGACAAGUGUGUGGACUUGGUACUGUAUCAUGCCGAGGUAGGGAUGUUGCAUGUUGGGGUUAGGGGGGACGAGAGCGAGGUCGGGUAUUUGUUGGGUUAUGUGAGUUUUCUGUUCUUUGUGUUUCCCCCUCCUCGCCACUCGACUCCUGUUCCUGGCCUGCGGAGCUCUUUGGUGUUGAGGCAGAUAUUGGCUGUCGCUCAGAAAGGCGACACGAUCGAGCUUGGCCUUACGCUCUCCCAUGCACCACCCUUCCCCAGCCGCAGCCCUCCCUCCGCUCCCACCGCAGACUACCAAUGUACAUUCGACAUCUUGCACCGUUUUCCUCCUUCCUCAUCACGCGUACCCCCAGUGCUCAACAGCAGGCUUGCGACACACCUGCUACAUUCCCUACAUGCGACGCUCUCCUCCCCUUCCUCGUCACACUACCUCCUCACUAUCCCUCUCCCUGCCGGACCCUCGCCCUCCCCUCCGCCUCUCACACCACAACAAGAACUCUCCCGCCAACCCUUUCCCUCCUACCGUCUCCCCCCCGAACCCACACUCGCCGAACUAGCCAGUUUCGUACGCCUCGACCUGAGGGGGAAGCGGGUAGCCCUGUACGCGAGUCCGAGGAGCGUGUUCGGGCGGCAUGUGACGAGUUACCUCACCAGUUGGGGGAUGGACGUUGUCCAUGUGCCUACUGAUGAGUUGGAGGGGUUGAUCAGCGGGGAAGGAGAAGAAGAAGAAGAGGGAAGCAGGCUACCGGGGGAAGAAGAGCCUUCCUCUGAACGGUCACGUCCUGGUUCUGGCCUGCCUUCUGCCCACCCAGAUCAGCCAGACGGACUUCCAGACCCUGUGGAGCACAGUGCAGGCACAGGAGGGGGAAUGGAAGCGGACGGCGAGCCCAGGCCGGCAAAGUUAAGUUUUGUGAUCAUCGACGACGACGUCCCCGUCCUCCGGCGACGGCUGGUGCAGAUGCGCAAAGAGCGGGAAAGGGAGAGAGGGAGAGAAGGCUGGGAAUUCAGGCUUCGUCCUGCUCCGGUGUCGGCUCUUCCUGCUAUACCUACCGGGGCAAUGGCACGACGAGCUGCUGAGAAGCUCCAGCUUUCCCAGGGCCAGGGGCAGUCCCCACAACGCCCUCUUUCGCACAGACGGGCGCACCCCCGUUCUCCCGGCUCAGGCGACCCGCCCACCCCUCCUACCAGUGCCGGUCCAGCAGACCCCAGCCCCUCCGGCCUUGUACCACAAGAGAACCCCGUGAUCAUCCAUUUUACCAGUCUGUCAAACUUCAAGCUCGUCCGGGACGCAGUGCAGACCCUGCUCGCCCUCCCCCAGCCUGGCUCGCAACCCCUGUCCACCCUGCCGGAAAUAAUCGUCAUCCCCAAGCCUGCUGGUCCUAGGCGGCUCCUCACAGCCCUCCAUACGGGGAUGUACAAGCCCCUUGUAGACCCGUUCUUUGCGCCUAUCGCUACUUCCCCCCUGUCACCAGCGAGCGUCCCCCCCUUCUCCCCCUUCUUCACUCCUCCGACAGGGAACGACCAGGACCCGCUUUCCCUCUUCCCGCAAUCCCAAUCCCAGUCCCAGUCCCAAUCACUCCAAAGUCCCGUCAUCACCGCGCCUUCCCACUCCCCCUCUCCCAAUCCAGGACCACUCAACCUCCACCCCCUCCAGCACACCCCACACGGCACCCUCUUCCUCCCCGGCGGACUGCAGAAAUCCCGCUCUCCAGGCCCAUCACCUCUCGCCCAGCCGCCUGCUACUGUCCCCGAAGGCGAGUAUUUCCCUGGAGACGCAGUCAAGAUCGGCUCUUCGGCGAAUAGCGGUGUCUUACUCCAGAGUCCGGAUGGGAGACCGGCGGGUGUCAUCUUCCAGCCUCUGGGGCGUGCGGCAAGUUCCUCCACAGCAGCAGGAGGGCUUACCCCGCCCGACGGGGCUGUCCCUACAGGACCAGACCUAGACGGCGCAGUCGCCCCCGGAACGAAGCCUCUAAUGAUCAGCAAGUCCAGCGGAGAGUCUGUCCCGCGCCAAGUUCCCAUAGGGAUGAUCUUCUCCCCUUCGCAGGUGAUCGAUUCCUACCGAUCGCCGGGUGUGGACGGUCCGCCCCAUCUGCCAGCAGGACCGAGUCGCCGGCAGAUCAAGCGCGUCACUACUGCUGAGACACGGCCUUUCCUCCUUCCCGGGAUGGACGAGGAGUCGGGGGACAACACGACUCCCGCUGCGGUGAACCGGUUCCGCUCAGGCGCCCGCCGGACAAGCAGCGCUAGCACGACGGGCGGUUCUGCUGCUAGUAUCCCCCUUCCUCCUUCUCGCCCGGGCUCAUCCCGUAUCCCGAGCGGAGGGUCGGCACACCCUUCUGCCACGCCGAGUGUUGCACAUCGGGUUGCUGGCCGGCGCGCAUCGGGACAGAUCGUGAAUGUUGGAGCGAUGAAUUUUGUCCUUGGUGAUGGGCCUGCGCCUGCUCCUCUUGGGCCUGUUUUGCCAAACGUUGUAGACCCGGAGAAACAGGCGCAGCGAGAGAAUAUCCGUAAACUUAUUCAGGCAGGGGCCGAAGCAGUUGCCCCGGCCGUAACCUCGGCUUCGGAACACGUUCUACCCACCACUAGUGUCCUGAGCGCUGCGCCUGCCGUUACCAUCGCAUCAUUGCCAAAUACAGCCAGUGGGCACAACACGCCUUCUCCUCUGCCUAUUUCUCCGCCUAGCGACCAUGCGUCGCCCGUCAAGUCUCCACCUGUUGUUGCCGCAUUACGCCGAACCUCGGAUACGGCUGUCAGUUCUCCAGGUGGGAAGAAGAAGUCUGUUGGGGAUAACGUUAUCGUUCCUCCCAUAAAUGUGCUUAUUGUGGAAGAUAACCCGAUCAAUCAGACUAUUCUUAUGACGUUCAUGAGGAGAAAAAAGAUUAAAUAUGGAACGGCUAAUGAUGGAGCCCAGGCGGUGGAGAAAUGGAAGACUGGCGGGUAUCACCUGAUUCUGAUGGAUAUCCAAAUGCCGGUUAUGGAUGGGAUACAAGCGACCAAAGAGAUUCGCCGGCUGGAGAGCCAAUCCAAUUUUGGUCUGUAUCCAACCACACCACCGGUCGACUCCCUACGGGCGGGAUCACCGGCACCCAUAGUGAAACCGCCAGCAACCCCAGGCUCGAUGCCUCAAUCCUCACCACACCGCUCCUCAGUUAUCAUCGUCGCCCUCACGGCUUCAUCUCUGCAGAGUGAUCGUGUGGCUGCUCUUGCUGCUGGGUGUAACGACUUUCUCACCAAGCCGGUAUCCCUCAAAUGGCUAGAGAAGAAAAUCAUCGAAUGGGGGUCCAUCAAGGCCUUACAAAUGUGGGCAGACUCAGCGGUGACCCAUGGAUUUUCCAGUGGACAAGCUGCUCGUGGUGCCAAAGUUCGUGACCAGCUUCGGAUCAAUAGGUCAGGACGAAACUCGCCUUCUGGUCAUUCCAAAGGCAAAGGGAGUGGCACCGAUACUGAUACUCCCUCAUCUCAUCCUUCGCAUCGACCCGUCUCUGGUCCUGCUCCUGUUCUCGGAAAGGGCACCAAGGAAACAGUGUCUGCCGAUCCAGUGCCUACUGUCAGCACAUGUCCAGAGACCAUUGAUGAUCGUCGCGCACAAUCUUCGAUCUCACUCAGCUCUUACUUCCCUGAUCGUCCUCCCGAUGUAUUUGCCCCAAACGACACCAAGUCGCUUCUUCUCCAGGACGUGUUGGAUGAUGAGGACGAUGACUCACCCGCCGAAACGAUUAAGGAGAUUUCACCUCGGCGAAAGUCAUCAAUGUCACUGAGUCCGGGUCUGGAAGCGCACUAAUAUCGCGCUAAAUUCCGAGGUCGAUUACUCUGAUAUUUCUCUACUUGUUAGACGUUUACGUACUCUCUGGAUACAUCUGCAUCGCUGUUCCACCACCUGCUGGUUUCGCUGUUCGAAAUGUCACCUGCGCUCAUGUGUACUCUACCUAAACGCACACCAUGUUCUUUGCUUCAUUUUUGUCAUCUGGUUUGUUUGUUUCAGGGUUUCAGUGGUCGACUCGUUCCGAAUAUGAUCAUCAAUAUUGUUGUUCGUUGUUGUUGUGUUGGAGCUGCGGUCCGUUGUUCCGAGUCCCCGAGUUACGGAGCCGGACCUAAAGAAGAAAGCCCCUUCGGCAAAACACUGGGAUCCGCGUGCGGGCCGCUUCGUCCCAUCCGCUUUUUAUUGCCUGCUUGACUAUAUUGGCACAAGGUCACCCUAAUGCAUCAACAGGUCACGUUUUGUGGACGACGGCGAAUCCUCGGAACUAUUUUCAAUAUGCUGCAUUCGCGAAGCAAAUUCUGCUUCGUUCGCCGCCUUCUCGUCGUCCUUCCCCUUCCCAAAAAUACAUCGAUCAGCCAAUCGGGAAUCGCUCCGCGGGGCCCCAUCUGCUCCGGAUCUUCGGGAAUUCUGGGGAACGUCCGGGGUGCCCCGUUCUCCACCUUGGAUCUUACCAUGCAUUGGUGUCUGGUCCAAGCGCUCUCGGUUCUAACUCCAAAUGCUGACCCUCCUCCCCGCGCGCCAGCAGAGGGGGCAUAUAAAAUGCUCUGUCUGCCUAACUUGAGCUGUUCUGAGCUCCUCAGAAGCGCAAAUACGACUCUAACUUCUCUAAUAUUGUAGUCCAUUUCUUGCCACUAUCUGGCCCGGAAGCGAUAUGGACCACGAGAAAC